AUGCCCAAGUCGAAGCGUGCCAAGAUUGUUCCACUGACGAAGACACGUGCCAAGACGCGGGAGGACAAGGACAAGCUCAUCAACAGAAUCCGCAAGGCACUCGACGACUACACGGAUGUGUACUCCUUCACGCUCUCAAAUGUUCGCACAAACAUUUUGCAGCAGAUUCGCGAGGAGCGCAAGGGUGACAGCUGCCUCUUCCUCGGCAACAACAAAUUGAUUAUGAUUGCUCUUGGCCGUGAUGAGGAAAGCUCUCAGCGACCGAAUCUGCAUAAGCUGUGCAAAUUCCUUGUCGGUUCCUGCGGCCUGCUUUUCACGAACCUGCCAAAGAAAGAGGUGAAGAGCUAUUUUGCCUCUGUUGGUGCACAGGUGUACGCGCGUACGGGGCAGACGGCGACGAGUUCACUCGUGCUGCGCGCCGGACCCCUGCCACAGUUUACGCACAGCAUGUUUGACCACCUGUCGAAGCUCGGCCUACCCCUGAAGCUUGACAAGGGCGUCAUUGUUCUCCUGCAGGACACCACCGUCUGCGAGGCUAACGACACUCUCAGUGCAGAGGCCGCUCAACUGCUGAAGCUGUUUGGUAUACAGUCUGCGGAGUUUAGGAUUGAUCUGACGGCGCACUGGGCAAACGGCGCCGCUAGCAGGAUUGUCGGAAGGAAUGAGGAGAAUGUAACUGGAAAGGCCUAA
Trypanosoma cruzi is the source of this 690-nucleotide messenger RNA. Its product is annotated as 60S acidic ribosomal protein, putative. The record is from RefSeq and is a predicted model, not a curated record. Gene Ontology annotation, molecular function: RNA binding. The coding region runs from base 1 to 690 and encodes 229 amino acids. Gene Ontology annotation, cellular component: preribosome, large subunit precursor; nucleolus. The transcript has a single exon. Lineage: Eukaryota; Euglenozoa; Kinetoplastea; Trypanosomatida; Trypanosomatidae. Gene Ontology annotation, biological process: ribosomal large subunit assembly; nuclear-transcribed mRNA catabolic process; ribosomal large subunit biogenesis.